Molecule: messenger RNA, 1740 nt
Organism: Cavenderia fasciculata
Lineage: Eukaryota; Evosea; Eumycetozoa; Acytosteliales; Cavenderiaceae
Product: regulator of chromosome condensation domain-containing protein
Exons: 3
Coding region: 1-1740 (579 amino acids)
Source: RefSeq, a predicted model, not a curated record
AUGGAGUUAUUAAUAAUUUGGUGUGAUGCAUCAUCAGGUGACGCUUCCAUGAAUCAAUUUAAACUCUUUUUUAAUUUAUUUUUUGCAACAACAUCAUUGCGACUGAUCAUUCCAAAUAGUGUGAAUCAUUCAUUCAUUCAUCCAUUCGAUCAUCAUGUCGCUAUACUCUUUAGUAGUAGUAUUGGUAGAGAUGCAUUAACUUAUACAGAUCCUUUCUUUCUUUCUUUCUUUCUUUCUUCUUGUCUUUUCGAUAAAGGGGGCAGUGGUAGCAAUGGUCAACUAGGACUGGGAAACUGUGAUGAUGUUAGUGUACCAUCUCUCGUACCUACUACUAUCAAUGAUGGUGAUGGUGUAGUGAUUACUCAUAUUGCAUGUGGUGGCUAUCACAGUGGAUAUGUAUCAUCUGAUGGUUCAGUACAUAUGUCUGGUGGCAAUGACUGUGGUCAAUUGGGAUUAAAUGAUACCACCAUCAACAACAACAACAACAACAAGGCAAUCACACAAUUCACACCAAUCAACCAUUUCAAACAACUGAAUAUCAAGAUUACAAAGAUAUCAUGUGGAUGGAAUCACACUGUCGCAUUGUCAUCUGAUAAUAGGUUAUGGAGUUGGGGUUCAAAUAGUCACUUCCAACUUGGCUUUAAUACAUCGUUACCCUCUUCUAAUAAUAUCAACCCAACAACAACAACAACAACAACACUCAAUAAUAUAGAUAAAUAUAAUAAUAAUAAUAAUAUUAAUAAUGUUGAUAAACAACAAGAAGAAGAUGUUAAACCAAAACCAACUAAACAAAGAAUAGUAUUGGUGAAAAGAAAAAUAACAAAACAAGAUUCACAACCAACUCCAAGAUUAAUUGAAGGUGAAGGUUAUCGAAUGGUUGAUAUUGCAUGUGGUAUGCGUCAUUCAAUGGCAUUGACCAGCGAUGGUAAACUAUUGGUUUGGGGAUGUAACAAAUUUGGGCAAUUAUCAGUUGAUCAAGUAGAAGAGGAAGAGGAGGAAGAGGAGGAAGAGGAGAAGAAGAAAACAACAAAAAUGAUAAUAGUAGUCGAAAAACCAACAAUAUCAAAUACAAAUCAACGUCGUGUUGUUAGUAUGGCAACAGGUGCUAAACAUUCAAUAGCUCAAUUUGAUGAUGGUCAUAUUUAUUCAACUGGAUCAAAUAAAUAUGGUCAACUUGGAAUUGGAAAUACUAUAGAUCAAAGAAACUUUAAACAAUCUAUUGUUUUAUUAGAUGACCAUGAUAAUAAUAAUAAUAAUAAUACAAAUAAUUCAAAUAUAGACAUUUAUUGUGGUUGGAAUAAUAGUUGUAUCAUUAAAAAUAAGAAUAGUAUUUAUAUAAGUGGUAGAGGUGAUUAUGGUAUAUUGGGAAAUGGAGAAUUUAAUCAGCACUAUUUACAUUUUAAACGAUUUAAUCUACCAAUACAACAAGAUGAAACAAACAACAACUCAACCACAAUGAUCAUUGGGUUUGCAAUGGGAACUGAACAUUUAAUGAUACUAAUUAAACAACAAAAUUUGGUGGAAAAUAAUAGUACAUUAUAUACAGUUGGAUGGAAUGAACAUUUCCAACUUGGUCGAGAGGAGAAUGUUUAUCCUGGGUGCCCCGAUGGUGACAAUCAAUCGAUUCCAUACAGUGUCAAAUCAUUAUCAAAUAUAUUAAAUUUAAAUCCAAAUCCAAAUCCUCAAUCCAUUCAAUUGGGUGCAAGUGGGCAAUCAAUGAUUUAUAUAAAUAAUAAAUAA